GCCGCGCUCGGUCAACGUCGGCUCUUUCCGGCUCUUUCCGACGCGCUCCGUCCCCUCUGUCCCCUUUGCUCCCGGGCGACUCUGCCUUCGGUAAACAUCGGCUGCCUCCGCCGAGCCCGACGCCCCUCAGUCCCUCCCUUCGGCAAACAUCGGCUGCCUCCGCCGAGCACAACGCCCUUCAGUCCCUCCCUUCGGCAAACAUCGUCUCCUUCCGUAACGCUCGGCCCUCCCUUCCCCUCCCGCCUCGGCCCACUCUCCCGAGCACUACCUGUCUUCGGAAAACAUCGCGCUUUUCCGGAGAGACGUUCCGCGCGGCCGUCAGGGCGGCGCCGCGUUCGGAAGCGUUCGGGUGUUUCCGUGACCCCUCACGGGCCAGCGCGGUCGUUGGCGGGCGGUUAGCCGAGGGCAGCGCGGCCUCGGUGGCAGAGCCGCUCUCCCGGUGGGGAGGAAUCGCGAUCCUGCCAGGCAGAAGGCCGUUGCUGAAAGGGGACUUCAGGGAGUGAGUGCAGGAUGACUCAGCAGGGAGCUGUUCUUCAGGGUUACAAUAAUGAACUAGUGAAAUGCAUUGAAGAUUUAUGUAUGCAAAAAGAAGAACUGAACAAACAAAUCCAGCAAGCAGAAGAGGAAAAGAAUAAACUCCAGCAUGAAAUCCAAGUCCUCAGUGAACAGCUGGAGUGUGUAUGUGAAAACCUGGCCCAAAAGGUGGCUUCACGGAAUGAGCUUGAUAAAAUACUUGCUGAAACUGAAGCUGCUUACAUGAAGAUUUUGGAUAGCUCUAGAACUUUACUUAAUGUCCUGAAGAAGGAAGUGGGGACCUUAAAGCAUUCACCAGAUCUGAAAACCAAUGUAACGUGAAACAGUCAAAUGUUUGGACUCUGCAGUGCUAAAAUUUCACUAGGUGAGAAACGUGGUCAGCCACGGGACCUUAUAGCCACAGUAUAAGCAGAGAGAGAUUUUCUUCCAGUGUUUCUGUAUGUUUUAUUAUUUUCAAAUGCACUAGAAAAUAGAUGAAAUAAAGUUGCUGUUUUGUUUUAAAAAAUCUAUUUAAUUGAACACUACAAAAAUUAGCGAAUAGGUAGUUGAGGCAGAUAGGAGACUGUCAGUUUUGACAUCAUGAUGCUUCAAGGCUUAGAAAAAAGGCAUGUUUUACUGCGUGACUUCAGAUGGGUCGUGGUAAAUUAUUCUUUGAAAACUAGUUGGAUGCAAGUCAAUCAGCUACUACUUCAUUUCACUUUACAAAUGCUUAGGCUUUGCUAUUGGGACCAAGUAGAAAUGAGAUGUUUAACUUCCUCUAGGAGCUCGGAGUUCUGUCUGAUGCAUGCACAAAGACAGUCCCGUUUACAAUAAUCACCUACUUGAAUAAUAGAGGGAUAAGGUGAGAACUCUGGAGUAAUGCAGGGCAUGGUGGCUUAAAAUUUAACACUGUAUGUGGUUCAUGCAUAUUCCGAAGCUAUUCUUCAAAGCAUUUCUUAGAAAGGAGAUGUGCUGCAGUGAAAGUCAGGUUUGAUGCAUGUGCACAGACAGCUACACCAUGAACACUUGGACCAGUAAUUCACUUGGGGGUAAGAAAAACGUGUCAGUAGCAACUAGAAGUCCUGAAAAACAAGUGGGGUCCAGUUAAAAUUACAGAGGUAGGAAGAUAAUCCUGGCUAAAAGCCAAUAAUAGAAUUUCUGGAAGCCUUUUUAGUGCCUUUUAGCUCUAUACUGAUCUAUUAAAUAAUUGUAAUAAGAUUGUGGAGAAUAAUGAACAUCCUUAAAUUAUGUGAAAGAAGUACAAAUGAAAGGUGAAAGAAGAAAAUUGAGAAGUGGGUUGCAGCUAUCAGCCAUUCUUACAGAGGACAUUAAAAGAACUUAGUUUAGAUAUAACAGCAUGGCAUAAAUUUCAAUGUACUGCUGUUUUCUGUUUCUGCUGAACUUCUUUGUUCAGCAGAAAUCUCAGCAGCGUGUGUGUAUGUACACGUGCAUUUUGUCCCACUUAUGCGUGUUACAACAGUAACUUUAAGCUGUGUCUUGUAGUAAAAUCUUCAUUCAAUACCAAUUAAUUAAAAGGAAAGAAGUGUAAUUGAAAUCUCCUUACUUGAUAGUGGUGUGUCUCUCAGGUGCACAUAUAGAGGGAAUGGAGAUGUGAAUAGUUUUGGUAAUAGCUCUUAAUCAAUAACAGGGAGUAAAUUUUGUGUUCUUCUGGUUGCCAGGCUAUAUCAGGGAUGAGUGUGAAUGAGCUAAUCGAAGUUCACUUGUAUGCACUUCCAGGGGCUUCCCUCUGGGGAAUUCCCAGUGGGUAAUGCAGAGGUGAUAAAAUUACAUCAUCUCAGGGGUAUUGCUGUUGAAGUACUGCAGCACUCAGGACCACCUUGUUUAUGUUGAAGUGAAUUUUUAGUAGCAAAAAAGUGAUUUAUAUGGACACUUCAUGACAUUCUGACUGCCCUUAGAAUGGUAGUAGUAACUGAUGUACAGCAAAAUAGGAAGACUCAGGAAAAGAGAGCAAGAACUUUCGAGUUGCAAAUGUAAACUGCUGCACUGGAACUCAAAAUUGUGAAAAACAAUUUAUAUCACAGAAAGCUCACUUACAGAGAACUGUACAGUUAAUUUCUAGUAUUGGUCUCACACAAUAAUUACAGGUUUGUUUGCCUUAGAGUAAUCUUAAAUAAUGCCUGUUCUACUGAAGCUGACAAAACUAAAGAAGCUUUAAGAGAAGCCUUAUAAGUCUUUAAAUAAAUCUACUUCACAGCCAUUAUUAUGUCUAGUUGUAGGUAACUAAGUAACUGGAGAUGCUUCAAUUUUUUUUUUUACAAAACUAAGGGAAAAAUGUAACUGUUGUCUAGUACUUUUGCAUAUACUGGGGCCUCCCAACAUUCAAAUAAAAAGUUGAAAUGUUGCUAGAAUUUCAUUCAGUGACCCCAGUCUAAAAUUUCCAUUUAAAUUCACAUUUAAAAGGGGAGAGACAUAAUAUAUCUCUAGGGAUUGCCUGUUUUUGGAAUAACUCCUAAGUGUGGCAGUCAUUGUGCGCCUGUAGAAUUGCUACUCAAAAAGAGUGUUUAGCAUUAUAUUCUGUAUUGACCCAGAUCAACCCUUUUAUUGAAGUGGUAACCUUUUUCACUGCUUUUUCAGACACUAUAAAUCUUGACAUGAAUAGCUUUUGUUAAACAACUUCACUUUGUUCAGAAAACAUGCAGACUGAGUUGGUCCAAAGGAUUGCUGGAAGAGAAAUGAUAAUAUGCAGAUGGCAGCAGCUCUGCAGGAAUAGCCUGAAACAAAAAGACUACCUGGAACAAGGCAGGUCAUAAGUUUAAAGUAUCUACUUAUUCCUAACUUAAUUUUUAUAUUGAAUUUUUACAACUCUCUGGGUUUGACCCAAAGUGCUUACAGUUUAGGAGCCUUACUGACAAAAGUUGGGUUCCUAAUCAAAACUGCUGUGUUGUGUGUUCUGUAUCUUAUUUAGUGUGUGAGAAGACACAGCUUUUGAAACUCCUACCUGUCCCUGAUUCAGAGAUUUAGUGAAAUGCAUCUAGAGCAUUGGUUUAAAGUCCUGAAUUUAUGUAAAGGCACCUUUGCCUGAUUUCCAAAUAACAGAACAUAACUGGAAGAGAUCUGAUGAUUCCCUGCUUUUAUAGCAAUGCUUCUUGAAAAUGUGCCUAGCACUUAAAACACUAGUGAUCAACAGUUUUUUCAAAACACUUGACUGUUGACUCCUUGCAAGUAAACUGAAGAGAAUUUGGCAGUUAUCAAAGAAACUGCUUGUGGGUGGUAUGUUGAAGUAGAAGUAAUUUUCGGUGUGGAAGUGAGUGUAGGAACCACUGGGUGAAGUGUUUAUGCCAGCAGCCAUUCACACCCCAUUACUGUCUCUUUCCAGAGGUGCUUACCCUGCAGUUCAGGUACCUCCCACAUAAAGUUUCUGUUAAUCACCUUACAGAAAUGGGACUGGACUGGGGGCUCGCCCUAAUAUUAAGGGUAGGAAAUAAAGAGAAGGUAUGGAUGGUUCAGGAAGACUGGGGCAUGAGGUGGUAUGAUAGGGAGGUGGAGUUUCUCCUUUUUUCCGUCUGCUCUAAGUCUACCUGUACUGAGCUACUGCCUACAGUUCAUGCUACCCAAUAAAUCAAAUUUUAGAAAUCAUCUGAGCUUCAUCUGAACUCUGGACUUUUCCCCCCUUCCUUUAAGCCCACUGAUAGUCAGCAAAAGAGGCAACCUGUGUUUUGUUUUUCUGUCUUUUAUUUCUUCCUGUUAGGUAAGCAUGCUGCAGGCUCACAUAGGAUGCAGUGCUGUUCUUUCCUGUCCUCAUUGCUCUCCUAUGAACAGACCUCAGUGAACUGCUUGGGUUUUAUAAAGAACCUGAAAUUCUGUGUGUACUUGACGUACUGUGUACGUCAGAUUGACCUUUGAGAGUUUAGGCAGAGGAUUGGCAGGUCUUUGGCUGUUGGUGAAUGCAAGAGAUUUGUUUCCUUGGACUAGGAAUUCUUCAGACCAGGCAGAAGACUAGACAUCUUCAAAUACCCAAUGAAUUGUCCAUUCAAACAAUGAAGCAAGCUUUAGUCUAAACCCAGGUGGCUGGAUCUUGGAUUGUUGUUUUUGAGAAUCAGUCCCAUCUAAGUCUUGGGGUACAAGUGUGUUCCACUCCAAAUUGAUUAAGUGGAUUAAGCUAAACUGGAGCAAGGUACUGGUAAUUCUAUAACAAGAACAUUCAGAAGUUUGUUAGCCAAAGGAUCAAAUGUCUACAGUUAAUUCCUCAGACAGAUGAGUCUUGUGCAGAAGACCAAUAUCUACUGCUCCUUAGAUGAUUUUGCUUCUUAGGAGUGAUUUGAGUGAUAAGGUGUAGCUUGUGGCAGUUGCCUUAACUUUGAGUAGACCCUAGAUUCUUGGGGUUUGAUGCAAGAAGUAGACAAAACAGUUAUUUUUUAUAAUUUAUUUCAGUUUUUAAAAUUUCUUCCUUUUCAGGAAUGAGCAAAGAAGUAUUAAUAAAUACUUCAGUGUUGAUUUAUUUGUGUGUGUGUUGGUCAUUUUCUUUACAGAUGAAUUGGCAAGUUUUCCUAAAAUCAGAGUGCUCUUUUAGCUUUAAUGUAUGUGUAUGUUUAAAUAUAGAUGUAAAUAUUGUCUUUCUUCUCUUUUGGGUGAAGGACAGACUAGCCUUUGAUUUAAUUUGUGAACCAGUUGCUUUAUCAAUGUCUCUUGCUUUACUGGGCAGGAGUUAGGCACCAUGGCCACUUCUUGGGUGUCUGUUCUAUGCCUUUUUUAAACUUGGGAUAGUUUUUUUGUUCUCUGUCCCUUAACUAUGUCUAUUAAUAGAUGUUCCAGGGUAGUCGUUGAUGGUUGUCUGCCUCAGUUGGUUUCAGAUGAAGUUUGGUUCACUAAGCUGUGAGUUUUGGUUCAAGCUGUAAAACCCAGCUACUUGCAUGUUAGGUGUUGAUAAAACAUGGAGAGGUUCAGGGUUGCAGAACAGGGAGCUAUAUGGUCAUUCAUAGCUCUAUCUUGUGGAGUUUGUGGGAAAAGUAGUUCAGUGUUGUAGUCUGUAUUUACAAAAAUAGUGUUAGAAUUGGGGCUAGUAGAAGACUUUCAUUUUGUAGUGGUUUCAAAAGUAGUUUCACUGAGAUCUUGUGAGGUGGAACAAUUUGCAGGGGUUUUUGUCUAUUUGUGCAAGACUGUGGAUAUGCUGCAGUAAUUACAACAGAAAAUUAGCAAAUUAUAGUACAAACUUCGGUAUUUUAUUUAGCAGCACAAUGGAAAAUUAACAGUGUAAAAUACAUGCAUUUUGAUUAUUGUGUACCUGUUGUUUGUGACCCAAUGCAAAGCUGAUAAUAUGUGUAAGUAUGCCUAAUCUGAAUGUCACAAAUGGGAAAAUGUUACUUUUGGAAUUCAUUCUCAUCUAGGAUUCAUCCAUAUUAGAGGAAAACAAGCACAUACAGACAGAGAUCAUGUUCAGAAAAAGGCAUUUGAAAAAAGUCCUGGCAAUCAUGCUCUGGAGGUGGGAUUGAUCAUGAUUCCACUGACUUUGAUGGGAGCUUGUUUCUCUCACACCUCACUGUGAUCAGGGCCUGUGAAGUUUCAUGAGGUGGCUUCUCUCAGCCUUAGCAGCAGUUGUGUAGAGAGUGCAUGUACUUGGUCCUGAAGGAUUUAGAACACUGUUGGGUAUUCUUGUUUACUAUCUUGUGUGAAGUAGACAUGCAGCUCCCUAGUCAGCCUAAAUCAAGACCACAGGAGUGUUAGAGAUUAUGAAACAGAGAGGCUGAACAAUUUUUAAUACCUACUUGGAAAUAUGUUUGAAAUUACAAAACCUAAUAGACUGGUCACAGACCAUUUUAAAGUUAAAUCUUCACAGGUGUUAUUUUUUGAGCUUCAUAUGCGUAGGUUCUCUUGCUUCAGUCAGAGCUCCCAUAAUUGGCUUGAGGUUUUCCAUUGAUAUGGGACAUAUGGGAGCACUUCUAGGAAAUUAUUUACAUCAUAGUCUAUGACAGAUUUGUAAUUUACUUUUUUUUUUUAACUAUAUAAUUAAUUUAGUUGACUGUAAUAAAAAGUAUCAUAUUUCCUAAAGGCUUUUAAAGUACUAUUUGUUGUUGUUGUAUGAUUAUUAACAAGUUGAUACAACUUGGAUACUGAUUCUGAUCAGGCAUGUCUGUCAAUUCCUGACACAAAAUCCUCUUCAUAUUCUGCAAGCUUACACUUUUUAAAAACCUUCUUCCUUGCACAGAAAGAGCACUUUAAGUUGAAUAUCAGCAUGAGAGUUUGUUUUUUGAAGUUUUUUUUUAAUAUAGUUAGUAUUCAGGGCUGAAUCAUACACUGUCAGGUGUUUAAAACAAAAAAUUGGCAGUAAUUCUUAUAUUUUUGCAGUUGUUCAGUAAUAGAAAUCCUGCUAGACGUUUGUGCUGCUCACUGCCUUGUUGUGAGAUUAAUUGCUGUAACUCAUGAACCCAAGAUGCUCUUUGCUGUAGAAUACUGAUUUUUCCUUAAGUAUUGUUGCUAGCAUGAGUGGAAUGGAUACUCUGUUGCAGGGAAUGUGGGGUGAAAGAUGAGCUGCCUUUUUAGUAGAGGCCGCCAUCUGGAAAGAAAGAAGCAUCCUUGUUAUCCUUGUCCAUGGUAAAGUGAUGUGAGACAAUUCAAAUGAACUUUUUAGAAUGGUCAUAAUUCUCUGUUGUAAGGGUCACUGAAGCAAGCUGAAAAAAGGAAAACCCAAUCCAUGCUGUCAGUCACAAGGAAUGUGAUACCUGAUUGCAGCCAGGUUAUCUUUAAACACAGGCUCUCAGGUGCAGCUGGAAGCAGCAUAGCUGCUGCAGAACUGGGCUCAGUGAGGGUUGGUUUACCCUGCCAAGAAGCAGUUGGCCCUGUGCACACACUUAGGAAAUCUGAUGCACUCUGGAGUCACUUGACUUGUUAGAAAAGUGUGACCUCUUCCUGUUCUUUAAACUCAGGGAAUUAUAACCCCAUAAGAAGGAUAUUUAUUUAAAAUCCUGUACUGUUUAGUGUUUUUUCUCUGAAGCCUAAAGUGUUCUUGCUUUAGAUUCAGGUUGUUCAAGUACCUGUGAGCAAAAAUACGGAUGCCCAAGUUCCACUGAAGCCCACAAGCCUUUAAGUUGUUGGUAUUCACUGUGUAGUACAAGUCAAAUGCAGUCUUAAUCCUUCAGUCAAGUUGCAAACUUUGUGGCUCCUCUUAGUUUAAAUUAUUUGCACGAAGUAUUGCUUGCUCAUUUUGGAAUGUGCUUUCGGUUUUCUGUUUGUUUGUUUUUUAAUGAAGUAUUCCACUGAGGCCUCCCAUGGCACUCUGCCAUACACAUUCAUGGUGUGCAUGUAGAAUGUUUUCUUUGAGAAUGUUACAAGGAAACUACCUGUACAACAAUUUAACUGAAACAAGAUUCAGUUUUAUGCCAUGCUGGUUUUGUUUUUAAAAGUGUUUAAAAAUGAUGCAUAUAUAAAUAUAUAUUUAUAUAGGAUAUAUAAACAAGUGCUUCCAAUGAACUGAUCACAUAGUACCUUACAGAGAACGUUAAUAUCUUUAUCCCCUUGAUUGACAGUAACACUCAGUAGUAAUCUGCCCCAAAUAAGGGACAUAUCUGGGAAUGGAGGCUUUGCUUUUUCAGCUUCAGUUGAAUGCUCUGACUUGGACUGGUUCCCAGAGAUUCAUGUCUUGUUUGGUGUUUUGACAUAAACAGACAGGAUUAUGCAUUCUCAACCUGUGUGUUGGGGGAAGGGAUAGAUAGAGGCACACUUCUUUGCUGUUGCUUCCUCCACAUUGCAUGCAGCAUGAUGAUGAUGUUUAAAUGUGUUACUCCUUUCUCCUUUGAUAGACCCCGUAUGACAAGGUAUCCCAACUCCUGAGCAGCUGCUCUCACUUCCCAGGCCUGCUCUUUCCAAGCUGGUCCUUUGGGACCUGACUGUAGGAGGUGGGGCCCAGGAACAGAAAGAACUUUUAAUGCUAGUUGCUAAUUAAUUACCUUUAAAAGCCUAACCUUUUUCAGAUACCUUGCCUUUAUAGAUCCUAUUGUUUUAUCAGGUUGCUUAUUACUUAUCCUAGUCCAUGUAAGACCACCAGGUUUUUUAGGCAUGGAGGCUCCUUGAUGCUUAAAAGUAGUGGGAGGUCUGAAUUCUAGUUCAUCUGUAACAGCAUACAAAGCACAUAUAACAGCAGCAGGUUGUGAGGCAGCCAUAUUCCACCACAGCUUGUUUUUUGGGCUAAUGGAUGGAAGUAGUAUGGCAGUGAAGAACUCUUAGAUAUCUGGAUGGAUGGGGCUCCUCUAUAGUGAAAAGAAUGUAUGAAUUUGGAUUAAGAACUACUUUAACCUAGGACAGAUGGCACCUGACAGCAGUAUUCGUAUAUUCAUGUAUACAUAUAUAUACAUACUCAUACAUUAAAAUGUAUAUAUAAGUAUACUCAGCAUUUUCAUAAGUAUAGAGAGUUCUUGGUAGAAAGCUCUCUAAUACUUCAGUAUUAUCUGCCAUUAGAAAAUACAAUUUAAACAAGUUGGACAUUAACAACUUGCAUGAGGUUGUGUACGCUGUUUUUUCAGUAGUCUUCACAGUCUUGCUUCCACAUAAGCCAUCAUUUGUAGCACCAUCCUCAUCUUUCUCCUGCUACAGCUUUUGUUGCCUCUAUUUCCCAGCUCCUUGCUUACCAUGUUUUUAGUUAUCCCAAGCUGCUGACCAGAAACAUGCUUCUCUUCUGACAUGUGGUGGAUCAGAGAUGCUUUCAGCAUCUUGAUACUGUCCAGACAUGUUCUGGCACACUUGGAAAAAUUGCAAGAUAAAGAGAUUACAUUCAAUUUGAUAGUUCCCCAAAAGUUAUGGUUGGAUGGGGUGAUAAUAUUAUAUUCCAGAGAAAUAACAAUCACCUGAUCUGAGUUUCAUUAACUUCAAAAAAAUUUCAUUCAAAAAAAGGGUGUAGGUCAAAGCAAUGGAUGGAUGGGAAUUUUCCUGAUAUGCUAUGGAGAUUAAAGAACAGAAGUUUAUUUUGUCUGUCAUCGAGGAUAAAUAAUAUAAUCUUCUGCAGAAAAAGGUCUGUAUGAGAUGCUGUAAUUUAAUUAGUAUUAAGGCUGUGUCCAGAGUGAUGUGAGUUUGUUCCAGAAAUGUUUGCUCUGUGUUUGAGAAAAAAUUGGGAAAAGGAGUAGAGUGCUGAAUCUUGCAGAUAAUGAUCUCAUUGAGGAAGCUGUUAUAGGUCACCUGUGUCUUCUUCAAAGCUCUGAGUGUGACCCGUAUUGCAGAUUAAUAAAUACAUGCUAAGACAGAGUGGAGUAUGGCACAGUAAUGCUACUCGGAAAAACUUACUUCAAGGCAUUGCAUGUAUUCAGCAAUUUUCUUUGCAAUCCUACUCUAUUUUACAGCCUAAUCUAUUCCCAACUAAGAUGUGCUAGAGAUAAACAUUGCAGAUGCCUUUUUGUGCAGAGGGGAAGGAGAGGCAAUUAAAAGUCUGCAUGCUGUGAAGUCUCUGGGUACCAACAGUGUCUGCACAGAUUUUUACAAUGUUUUAGGGAACAAUUGGAUUUUCCUCUGUCUGGGAUGAGUGAACGCAAAUAGUUUUUGAACAAGGACAGUAACUCAGUUAUUUUCACUCUGGCUAAAGUCCUGCUGGUUUGCAUAAAGGUUUGCAUUUUUAUUUACUGAUAUCAAAGUCUUGGUGACUGAGUGGCUCCUCCAGAUCAGAUGAUGUUUUAUUAGAAUGCAUCAUUUCAUUUCCGACAAAGAAAGAGCAAACUUUUGAUAAUGCAGUGAAAAAACCUGGGGUAGGGCAGUAUCUUGUAUUGGCCUCCAUCAAAGACAAGGAAAAGCACAAAAGGACAAAACUGCCGGCCGUGGUCUGAAUCAAACGGGGUUGCCUCCAAGAGUAGCAAGUGAGAGGGCUUUUCUUUCUUUUAACUUGCUCCGUCCUACAUCAUUACUGGGCUAAGUAAGACAAGAAUUUUCUUUUGAAUAAUAAUAAAUGGGAUAAUUUGCUUCAAGAAAAGCUAGUUUCACAUAGGAGACAGUUAAAGCCGCUCCAUGGGAGCUUUAUUUACUUUUUUCUUCAAAAAAUUUUCAUAAUUCAAAUUCUAAAAGCAAGCAGCCAUUGCAAGGAAAAGGGAAACAACAAAAUGUUGUGUUUGCUUGUCAUUGCAGACCUUUUAUACUUACGUGACUUCACUCCUAUGUGCAGUUUCUUGGAUGCAAGUAUUGCUUGUCCAAAACAUGGAUUUUUGGUCUCAGAUCUGUUCAGUCUAAUAUUCCUUUUCUUAUUUUAGAUAAACUUAAUAAAGCAGUAUACAUUGUUACUUAUAUUGUAUGUACAGUAUAUAGACAUAUUAUAUAUUACUUAUAUAAGUAUGUUGUUACUUAGAUAGGUAUUAAAUUUACCUAUAACUCUUAAGUAAAAGUUUUUUUCCAUUGCUUACUAUGCCAUGUAUUACUACAUAUGUUACCACACAUAUAGCUGGAGUGGGGCUUGGUUCUCAGACAUUAAGAUGACUUUGAACUUGCAGUAGCUGAUAAGUAUUUUAUAGUUUCAGGUGUUGGCAAAUUCAGAAGCAGCCAAACAUCGGGAAGUAUAACUUGACUUUGCAAAUUUAAAUUAAAACUUGCAUAUUGCCUUACAUGGAACUUGCCUUUGUGUAAAAUAACUUCUGCAUCUGCUUGUGUGGUGAGAGAGCACAGCCAAAAGUUCUAAAGAGGUAUCAAAAACUAUAGAACCAUUUACAUUGGAAAGAACUUCCCAUUAAGAACCAUUAACCCAGAACUGCCAAGCCCAUCACUAAACCAUGUCCCUAAGUGCCACAAGUGUCUUUUAAAUAAAUAGUAGGUGCCUGAGAUACUUGAUGCUAUAUAUCUACUGCACUGGGAUUCUUACAUUGGGAAGCUAUGAUGUAACUUGAAGUUAAAAAAAUCUCAUUAGCAGGAGCACAAAUCCUCUUAAACUAACUAAAGUAGUUGUGCAGUGUUAUUUGAUUUCAAAAUGUAAACUUUGGAUUCUUGUGCUGUGGCCUGUAUAAGAGCAAAGAAGGUAACAAAAAAUACUUUAAAAUUCUGGAAUGAGUUUUGAGAUAUUAAUUAGUAUUUAAUAGGUGCCCAAGGAUUUUAUGCCACAAGACUCACUAAAAAUUAGUGGGUCUUGUGCUCUGCUUGCUGUUGCUCUGCUUUUUAAGAUUCAGGAUUCUGCAUGCAUUUCUCAAAGGCCUAGCUCCUGAAAACAGGGCAUUUUCUUUGUCUUUCUUCCCCCUACCCUCUGAAGUUACAUUUCUGUUUCUUGUAAAGAAAAGGCUGAAAGUGCAAAAGCAAGUAGAAAGGCUCAGAAAUGCCAAUAUAAAUAAUUCUAAAUAUUUUUCAUGAUUUAACAGCAGUCUCACACUUCGUGCUUGGCCUGAUGUGUAUCUUUUUCAGUGCCUGAAGCUGGUCACAGUCAAAGUCCCGUUGUUAAAAAUUUCACGCUGUGUUACACUUCAGUAAAGUCAGAUGCAGUGACGGCUCUAAGAAAGGCACCCAUAAUCUGUGGCUGUAGGACAUAACUGGCUUUCUGUAAAGUGUUCUUAAAUUCCUCUCUUAGUACCUUUAGCAACUACACCCAGCUUUCCACAGCCAUUUCUCAGAACUGCCAAGGAAGCCCCUUCUAGUCCAGCCUCAGUGUGAUCUGCGGGUGUCAGGGGACAAGGUGUGGUUUGGAGACAGAAUUCUGGAGCUUCCAGGCAAGCAAAAGCUGGAAGCCAUGUGGGAUGGCAGGGGAAGGAGGGACUGCUGACUCCAGGGAGGGAGAGCAUGCAGCAUCAAUACAUGGCCUGUCUUCUGCCAGAAGAACUAUCAACCUGACAUGAUGCUUCCCAGAAUCAGGAAUCUUAGAGGAACAAGCAAUUUCUGGGCUGAAAAAGGCUCCAAGGGAUCUCCUUGCAUCGCAAUGUAUUUAUUUACUGCAGGUGAAUGCAGGAAAGGUAAAUGGGAAGAUGACUGAACAGAAGGGGUUUGUAGUACUUGCAGAGCUUGCUUUGGAGUCUUGAAAGGCCAAAACUAUGAUCACAACAUCUAGCUGAAGACUGAGGAUGUGAUUUAGGAAUGGAACAAUUUAUCAGACUGAAGCUAAAGAUAGAAGUAAGUAUGCUGUAUAAAGGGCAGGAUGAAGAUAUUUUAAUAAAACGAACUCUGAUCAAGAGAGAAUAAGCAACUGACAACAUCCAGAGGAAUUUUUCCAAGAGGAGAACAUCAGAAAAACUGCCCAAAUUGUAUAAUUUUAAUAUUUUUUUUUGUUAAAACAUAUACAUUUUGUAUCUAACAUGGAAAAUUUAUCACAAUAGAAAUAAUUGAAAGCUUGGCAAAAUAAACAUGAAUUUUUAUGCCAUUCCACAA
Messenger RNA from Pseudopodoces humilis (Tibetan ground-tit), 12777 nucleotides. Its product is annotated as microtubule nucleation factor SSNA1. Gene Ontology annotation, cellular component: centrosome; ciliary basal body; axon. Gene Ontology annotation, biological process: axon extension. The record is from RefSeq and is a predicted model, not a curated record. NCBI's taxonomy places the organism in Eukaryota, Metazoa, Chordata, Aves, Passeriformes, Paridae.